This is a messenger RNA of Cucurbitaria berberidis CBS 394.84, 761 nucleotides long. RefSeq lists its product as uncharacterized. Gene Ontology annotation, cellular component: ribosome; cytosolic large ribosomal subunit. Bases 159 to 551 code for a protein of 130 amino acids. Gene Ontology annotation, molecular function: structural constituent of ribosome. Gene Ontology annotation, biological process: translation. The transcript has 4 exons. Lineage: Eukaryota; Fungi; Ascomycota; Dothideomycetes; Pleosporales; Cucurbitariaceae. The record is from RefSeq and is a predicted model, not a curated record.
GCGAUGGAGGGGCCGACCAACCAGAGGCGACGCUAGAGGCGUUAGCGUGCGCUCACGGCCAAAAGAUCAAGCGAGCGCCGCGCACACGAACUGGCGCAUUUUCCGUUCGACGACCUCGAACUCCACGACUAACCCCAUCACCAACGACUACAGCCAAGAUGAAGUUCCUUAAGAUCAUUACCCGGGGCCGCUAUGCCGGCAAGAAGUGCGUGAUCAUCUCGCCUCUUGACAACGGCACCAAGUCGCAUCCCUUCCCCCACGCUCUCGUCGCCGGAAUCGAGACCUACCCAUCCAAGGUCACCCGCCGCAUGUCAAAGAACAAGCAGGCCAAGAAGAGCAAGGUCAAGCCUUUCGUCAAGCAGGUCAACUACACCCACAUCAUGCCCACCCGCUACACCAUUGAGCUCGAGAACCUGAAGGGCGUGCUCUCCGCCGACACAUUCAAGGAGGUUUCGCAACGGGAGGAUGCCAAGAAGACGGUUAAGAAGGCUUUCGAGGAGCGAUACCAGUCGGGCAAGAACAGGUGGUUCUUCACUCCCUUACAGUUCUAGGCUUUUCUUCGGUUACGGCUGGGCGCAGACGGGGCAUGAUUUGACACGCGUGGAGAUCCUGCAUGAGCAUGUCGGUGGAUAUCAUAUGGUGGACAGGACCUCAAAAGUGGCCUGCCACUCAGGCGUGUACUUCGGCUUGAUAAUCAAAGCAUGAAAAUCCGGCAUCGGGAUCAAAAUUCACGAAUUUCAUGAUUCCUCUCUGGUCUUUUU